AACAGAUGGAAAAAUAUAAAAGUCACUUUAGUGCUUCGUAAAUCUUUUUUUUCUUUUUUCGUGUAAUUAAUAAAUCAGAGAUUUAAAUUACAGGUUUUAUUAAACUUUUAAGAUCAAGAGGCAACGGUGAGAAAUAUAUAGCUGUAAAACAUAAAAUAAAACCAGAUAGUUGGAAAAUGUUAGCAGCGUUCUCGAAGAAAGCAUAGUUCAUUGCGCGAAGGAGAAAUCGACAAUACAAUCAUGUCCAUAUUUGGCUGGGGCAACACAGAACAUGGCGAACUUGGACUGGGCGGCAUUGAGGAAGAAGAGAUUUUGGAACCCCGAGAAAUACCCUGGAAACCAGAACACUCUGUAAUCAGCAUAGGAUGCGGCCUCGAGCAUACUUUAUUUUUGACUUCAGACGGAAAAGUAUACUCAUGCGGAUGUAAUGAUUUUGGUCAAUUGGGUCACCAACAGAUGACUAAGCGGCCACAGCUUAUAAAUGAUCUCGGUAAUACUGUUAUCACGGAAAUAAGUGGUGGCGCUAGGCAUUCAUUAGCGCUCAGUGAAUGGGGCCAGCUUUACAGUUGGGGUCAUAACGACUAUGGGCAACUGGCACAACAAGAUGGAUUAGAUGUUGUGCCUUCCCCGAAAAUGAUCAAAAAACUUGCUACUCAAACUGUUAUACAAAUAGCAAGUGGUUAUAAUCACAGUCUUGCAUUAACUAAUUGUGGCGCUUUAUACUCUUGGGGUUCAAACAUCUAUGGCCAAUUAGGAGUAUCACCGCCAAGUGAAUUGGCUCACGCCACGUCUCCUCGUAUAGUAAACUCAUUGCUGGGAAUACCUAUUGCUUUUAUUGCAUGCGGGGGCAAUCAUUCUUUCAUUAUCUCAAAAUCUGGUGCUGUAUUUGGCUGGGGACGCAAUAAUAGCGGACAAUUAGGACUAAACGACACUACACAUCGACAUUUUCCAACACAAUUGAGAACAAUUCGUAGCCUGCGUGUGCGCUAUAUAGCCUGUGGUGAACAAUAUUCUGUAUUUUUAACCAACGAUGGUGGUGUUUUCACAUGUGGCAAAGGUUCAUACGGUCAGCUGGGACAUGGCGGCAACAUGAAUGAAGUAUUGCCAAGAAAAGUAACUGAGUUAAUGGGUAGUACAGUUACCCAAAUUUCAUGCGGAGCCCAACAUACGCUUGCUUUAGUGCCAUCUCGUGGUAGGGUGUACGGUUUUGGAUUAGGUUGUUUUGGACAAUUCGGUACACGCAAAGUGAAUAGCUGUUCGCUGCCACAAGUCAUGGUUGGACCUUGGGUAUCUCCCAGCGGUUCCAAACUACUGAAUACUGAGACCAAAGAUAAUCCAGACAUGGGUUUUGUAAUACGGCAAAUUUUUUGUGGGGGCAAUCAUUCAUUUGUAACUACCUCUCAAUUCAUUGACAAUAUACUUGCCUUCGAUUGUCGCAUUUACGAGCCUAAAACUCAAAUCAUGUGUAUAACUAGUGAAUUAGCCAAGCAAUGUGCAAUGGUUGAGAAGGAUUCAUCAAUCGACUUGGACCUAUUAACAACCGUAGAAGUGAUUUUUAAAAGUCAAGCUUGCCUUAAUGGAUCCUUUUUGCUUGGAGAUAAGCAUUUUUGUUGCACCUCGAAGCAACCUGGGGUUGACUUAGUAGAAGUUAAACAAACAUUUGACUACAUACGUAAAGUAGAACACGAAAGCCUUAAACAAAUAAUUUGGGACAAAAUUACAAAUGAAAUAAUUACAUCCCUCAUGCCAUCGCCGGCGGACGUAGAAACUUUAAGACUUUAUUUAAUUUUGCCUUUAUAUCAUGAAUUUGUUAAUUCUAAAAAUUAUGAAAAUCUUCAUACGCCCUUUAGCAAUGCUGUACUUCGACUUAAGGAGAUACCUAGGAAAAUUGUUAUUAUGUGGUGGGCCCAAACGCCUAUUGAAUGGUUUGAAAAUUUGGUGUCGAGCUACAAAAAUGUAGUUGCUCACAUUAUCAGUUUUAAAAUAGCUGCAAACUCCAGAGGUCACUUUGAAAAGAAGCUCGUUACUUACAAUUCCAACUUGUCAGCAGCUUUAAAUUUGCUGGUUGUGCUUCAUCGCAUUAAUCAUAAAGAGCGUGCUGAAAAAAUAGAUUAUGACAUUUUCCACUGGCCAGAACUGACCGAUUAUGUUGACAUUCAACAAGAUUACAUACAUUGGCUCUUUGAGAAGAAUCCCGAUACUUUCAAUAUAUGUAAUUAUCCGUUUUUGUUCAAUGCAUCAGCUAAAACAACGCUGCUCCAGACAGAUCAAGCUAUCCAGAUGCAUGCGGCAAUGCAAAACGCCGCCAAUUCGGGAAUACUUUCGCUGUUAACAUUUGGAACGCCUAUUUCACAGUUCAUUGUUUUAAAUGUUUCUCGCGAGAAUUUAGUGCAGGACACUUUGCGGGAAAUAAUGCAAUAUAGUCAAAGCGACUUGAAAAAGCCACUGAAAAUCAAAUUUCAUGGAGAAGAGGCCGAAGACGCUGGUGGUGUUCGAAAAGAGUUCUUCAUGUUGUUAUUAAGAGACCUUUUGGAUCCGAAAUACGGCAUGUUCAAAGAAUUUGAAGACUCACGUACACUUUGGUUUGCUGAUGUUACAUUUGAAACAGAGGAUAUGUAUUUCUUGAUUGGAGUGAUAUGUGGCCUAGCGAUAUACAAUUUUAUUAUAAUAAAUUUACCAUUCCCAUUGGCGCUUUAUAAAAAGUUACUUGAUGAACCUGUUGAUAUUAGUGAUUUGCGCGACAUUUCACCUGCAUUAGCCAAUUCUAUGGAAUCCAUUUUGAAUUACAAUCAAAUUGAUUUCGAAGAGGUUUUCAACUUAAACUUUGAAAUAUCCCGUGAUAUCUUUGGUGAAGCGAUAACCGAGGAGCUAAAACCUAAUGGUAGCCAAACAGCUGUUACUUUGGAGAAUAAAAAAGAGUUUGUAGACUUAUAUGUUGACUUUAUUUUCAACAAGGCAGUGGAGAACCAGUUUACCGCGUUUCGUAAAGGAUUUAUGAAGGUAUGCUGGGGACGUGUACUGCAAAUAUUCAAACCCGAUGAAUUGAUGGCUGUGGUUGUUGGCAACGAAGAAUAUGACUGGCAAGCGCUGGAGCUACAAUGUGAAUACAAAAAUGGUUACAAUUCCGGCGAUCAGACGAUAAGAUGGUUUUGGGAGGUCUUCCAUGACUUACCGGAAAGUGAAAAGAAAAAGUUUCUUUUAUAUUUGACAGGAAGUGACCGUAUACCCAUUCAGGGAAUGAAGGCCAUUAAAAUUUGUAUACAACCAACAAAUGACGACCGAUUUCUCCCUGUAGCUCAUACGUGUUUCAAUUUAUUAGAUUUGCCUCGCUACAAUACAAAAGAACGUUUGAAAUAUAAGUUACUUCAGGCCAUUCAACAAACUCAGGGUUUUAGCUUAGUAUGACUUAUAAAUACAAAUUUCAAAUUAAAAAUUACAUUAAGAAUAAUUCAUUAUUUUCGCCAGACAAAAAAUUCCUAUAAGGGUAUACAUGAAUUUGUUUUCGUUGAGGCGAUAGGUUGUUUUGAAUAUUGAUAGAAAAUUUUUAUUGUUUGAUCCAAAAUUUUUAAUGAAACUGUUUGCAUGUGUAAGCAUAUGUAUUUAUGAACAUAAUAUUUGCAAAUAAUAAAAUGUAUUGAAAGUUUCGCGUUAAA
Rhagoletis pomonella (apple maggot) is the source of this 3653-nucleotide messenger RNA. Its product is annotated as probable E3 ubiquitin-protein ligase HERC4. NCBI's taxonomy places the organism in Eukaryota, Metazoa, Arthropoda, Insecta, Diptera, Tephritidae. The coding region runs from base 241 to 3405 and encodes 1054 amino acids. The record is from RefSeq and is a predicted model, not a curated record. The transcript has 16 exons. Gene Ontology annotation, molecular function: ubiquitin-protein transferase activity.